UAAUCCUCACUCAGGGACAGAACUGGGAAGAGAGCCCAGAUGUUUUCAGCUCUCCUUUCCUACUGAUAUUAUGUACUGUCUCAGUAAAGCAGAUGUUUAUAGUUAGAUUCACUAAAGUAGAUAUUUAUAUAUUCAGGUUAUAUAUCAGAUUAUGAUAGAGUGAGUUGUCAGAAUUAACCUGGGAGAAGUUAAGAGCAGGUCCAGUAAAGUGGCCCAGUUUCUGGAAUGAGAUGAACUCCAGGAUGGAAGAAAGGGUCAGUGUUACAUGGGAAUGCCUAGGCAAAAUAUUCCUGCCUUCACAGCAUGGUGCACCUUUUCUUUUACACCCUGUCUGGGUCAGUUCCUGGGACUGUACAGCCACAGCUAAGAGAGCAGGUGCUGCAUGCAGAACCCUGGCAUGAGCAGACCUAAGGUUUAAGGCCAAAUGUUCUGGGCAACAGCAAGCCAGGUUGAUUGUAAUUCCUUUACACUGUAGUUCCUGUGAAGAUUAGAAGAGUUUCAUACAUCAAUGUAAGAUCUUGAACUUACUAAUCAAAUUAUCAUCGUGAGAGCAUUUCUCAGAGGACAUGAAAUUGUUAAGGAAUUGUUAAGGAGCCAGUUCCCAUCCACUUAGGAAACAAGACAACUGUGUUCUGUUAUUGCUGUGGUUUCUAGAUCAGUUUCAAGGCAAGCCCAAGCAAUAGUAUAUUUUCAUGUCCUGUUAUGAAUCACAGCAUUUUCUCAUUCAGGACAGCAAGUGUUCAACAGUUUACCAGCCUGGGAACACAAUGAAGGCCAGAGGUAAGCUUUCCUACCACAAGGGACUGAAAACAAAUCAAACAGUGAAGCCUUCAAAGAGUUUUAAGAGCCCAUUUUCUGGGUCUGCUUCACAUGAUGAUUUUUAGAUUCCUUCCAUCAGAUUUGCAGACACUGAACUUCCUUGCAAACAUUGUUUUCAUGUAGUCUGCCACCAAGGUGUUCCAACAGAUCUGGUCAAAAUGAUCAAGUGUUUCAAAUUAAUUCUCAGGUUAUCUAUGUCUCUGCUCAAAUUGUAGUAAUUAUUUCUAGUUUUGCUGUCACAGGGUAAAAUACUCCUUGCUCUAUUUUAGAGUCAAAGCAGAGAAAAGGGACUAAGCACCCAAGUUUUGCUCAAUGGAAAAUGGACUCUAAAUUCCUUCUAGUACCUUUGAAAAAUCUUCUCUACGUGUAUGAUUUGUCAAAAGACUCUGAAUUCUGAACUGGCAGCUGCUGAAGCUAAGAGCCAUGCUGCAUAGAUAAAAUAAAUUUUAGUCACCAUGUCUUUAGUUAUUCGGCCUGGAAGGCUGACAGAUGCCAGCUUCAAAUGCAUGGCAUUUCCUGCAGAGUCACAUGUCAAAGUCAAAUUUAAGGUUCAGAAAUGCAUUUGGUUGCUAUGUGGAAAUGAUGGCCAUUCCUGGAUUAAUGGUUUUGAAUAAGCAAAUGGUAAGGUAAGAAAAGGAGAAAAAAAACCCCAAGCAACUGAAGUUUGUGUUUCACGCUUCUUCAAGUGACUUGGCCAAGUGUGGCUAAAUUCCCUUUUAAAAUCAAGUGACCAUGGUGCAUCUCCCAGGGUGCUGCAGUAUGAAUGCUAAAAGGAUUAAAACUAGUUAGGUCACAGAGCUUUAUUUUUUGCUCUUUUAAGGGAUAUGUUAUAUCUGAGAUCUUACACUCCUUCUUUACAUAGAUAUGAGUACAUGGCAGGAAAUUAUAUAAUUUAACCUGCCUCAUGAAGUAAAAUACUUUUUUCUGUUCUGUUUUGGAGCCAAAUACACAAAAAAUGGUGGUUUCUUCAGUUCUUUUCUGCUGAAUACUUUUUAAUUAAAGAGUAAUAACAUUAAAGAACGUUACAAAUCAAUACCACGAUAAUAUAAAUAUGUAAAUGAAAACAGCUUUGUUGUAGCUGCUUGAGUAGGAGCAGUCUAUCCACACACCCUCCUUUCUGAACAUUGCAGCACUAUUUGAAAAGAAAAUUAGGAGGCUAUUUUGAUAUUUGUUGCUGUGCAAUUCUCAAAGGUGUAACGAAGUACCCAAUCCAGACAGAAGGGGAAUAAAUGAACAGGAUAAAUAAUAAAUCACCACUAAUAGUAACCAGCUCACUAGAUUUUAAAAAUGAGUUAAUGAUUUUAAAUUUUAUUAACAGAUCUAAAAUCUUUUAAAAUGCAUUUCAAGAAAGCUGCAGGCCUUUAAGACCAUUCUCCGAAGAUGUGUGAGCACUCUGGAGACAAAGAAAAGCUUCCUGCAGAAAGUUCAGUGCAGUGUUUACAGCCAGGCAAGCCUGCCUCUUUCUGUUUAAAAAGAAUGGACAUUAAACAUCAGAAUGAGGGAUUAUAGUCUGAUCCAGAUCAUAAUUUCCAAGAUGAUUUUGUAUCUCUUGAAACUCCUGCCUCUCCUGGAAGCCUCUCAGACAUCUUGUCCCAGUAUGAGCCCAGCUCACUCAGAGCUCAGACAGGCAGGCCCAGCGUUGUUGCUGGGCCCAUUCAGAACUCUACCUCAGCAUCCUUUUGCUCACAGCCCUGGCGUGCUGUUAACACCAAGGACAAAAGCCAUGUGCAAGUAAUUAUUUUUGAAAUCGAAUACAUCUGAGUUCCAUGGUGUAAAACCCACUGACAUGCAAUAACCCCAAGGUCACUUCAGCAACAGAUGUUACAGAUGGAAAACAACCCUGUGAGUAGUUUAGCUCAUUUUCCUGUUGUUGCAGGUAUCUUUUUGCCGAUCAGUAGGUUUGCUAAGGCACUGCCCAAUUGUGAAUAUCUCAGUGAGAACUAGCAGAAGUCUUUGGGCAGCUGCUCUUCACUCCAUCUGAUAUACCAGAUUAGAGAAGUCUAAACUAUUUAUCAAUUCUGUCCUGUCAUCUCUGUGCUUGUUAUCACUUAAUUUUGCCUUCUACAAUCUUGCAUUGGGUUUUGUAAUUUUCUGUGCAAGUAACAGCCCUUUUUUAGAGGUUUUUUGCUCUCCACUAACAAACUACUGUUUUGCACAACAGCUCAUCAUUUUUAGCAUAAGAGGUUGCUUUUAGGUCCCAUUCAUCUUGGCCUUUCUUCCUUAUUUUCAGCCUUUGGACAAAAAAUAUCUUCCAGCAAAGUUAGUAGUGAAAAUUAUUCAAGUUGCAUUAACACAUACUUCAUAAUCUUUCUGCCUUUACAGCUUCUUCUGGUAAUAGAAAUAAAUUACAGCUGCUAGAAAACAGUGUUAUUCUUUCUCUAUUUGAGUUGGGGGAAAGUGAUUCAUUUUCUCUUUUUCUUAGCAAAAGAGGACAGUCUGUUCAGUGAAGCAAAAGUUAUUAGAGCUAAAAUUAACAGGAGGAAGUACAAUCCAUAAUUAAGCCAGGUUACUCACUGCCACAGAUGCAAUAUGAAUACUAUUCCAACUGUAUUUGCAUGACAGGAAAAUGGGGACAUCACUCAGUUUUUGGAAUUCCAAUUGCCACACAAACUUGUCACAGAAUCAGUAAGGGCUAUGGGACAUUGAAUUGUUUAGGUGAGAAAUGACCUCUAAGAUAACCAAGUCCAACCAUUAACCCAGCCCUGCCAUGUCCACCACUAAACCAUGUCCCUGAGUGCCACAUAUUGGUCACACACUGAGCCCUCACAGUGACAUUCGCUGGAGCACUUUGGUUACAGCCCAGCGUGGCAGCAGGGCAAGUCUCUCCUUGGCAAGGGCAGGGGCAGCCUGCACAGCCUCUCUGAGCCUCACCAGCCCUGCCUAGCCCAGAGCUGGGCAUCACUUGCAUCAUUAAGGCAGGAGCAGCAUACUUUUAAAAAAAGCUGAUAAACUUCUAGAGUGAAAAUACAGUUGCAAGGAAAAAGCAGCACUUUAACUAGGCCGAUAAAUGGGCUCUGAUUAGAAAUUAAGUGGUGCUCCCACAGAAUUCAGCUAUUUCUCGGUAAUUAGGACAUUCCUUAAUGAAGUGGACUGUGGUGUAAAGCAAGCAAUUUAGGGCUGUAUGCUUAUUUAUCUGAUUCAACUGCAUUAGCUAAAUGUCAAUGUUUCUGCCAGCAGCCUAUGCUGCAGCCAUCAGAGUGGUGACGAGCCCUGCUUCCCCAGCUACAAAGAAGGAACAGACUGGGGCGAUGGGGAGGAGACUGCUGAAGGCAUAGAAAAUGCUGUAUUUAAACAGUUGUGUUUGCUUUUCUGUUAAAAAAAAUAUCUUGAAGAUCUCCUUUCUGCCAGAACACAGGCACUUUGCAAACACUGCCAACACAAACCCUGCCAGCGGGCCAGCUGACAUCAGCUGACCAAGGACAUGAGGGGACUUUGGACAUUUUAUCCAUUCCUCCUCAGACAGACAGCCUUUUGUCCUGGCCAUCUGACCAAAACAAGUUCAUGAGUAAAAGCAGAAGCUGCCUGUGGAAGACAUGCUUAUGUCAGUGCAAUCUGAGAUACACAGCAGCAGAAGUUACACAAACCCAGCUCAAGAUCAAACCAGGUUUGCAGUAUCUCUCUCAGAUAAAAUUUAGUUUAGUAUACUGGAUACACUGUGGGAUAAAUGCAUAAGGAAACAUUAUCCCCACUGCUGCCUGGGGCUUCACCACCAGCAUUUGUGAGAAGAACCCAAUAGGAUGUGAUCUUUCAGGUAUUUCCAUUGGAGAUGGCCAGUUUGGUCUGGCCUAUACUGGUGAUGAGGAAAAACAGUCUCACGUCCCUGCCUAGAUAAAAUGAGCUGGACAAUUUCUGUACAGCUCAAGCAGGUGAUUGAUUGGACCACAAAAGUUGCUACUGAAACUGGCUCCUCAGCAGGAAGAUAAAUACUAAGGACUGAGGCUGUGGUUGCAGCAUCUUCGGAAUGAGAUCUGUGCGCUCAGGUCAGAGCAACCACAAUUCCUCUCAGACGUGGGAUAUGAAGUUCUCUUUCCCAGAGUUGUGUUAGUCAGAGCUCACAACACAGAUCUAGAAGCUGGAAGCAGGGGAGGGAAUGCAUGGGAGGCAGGUAAGUCAGGUGAUACCUGAUUGAGCACAAAGCCUUUUGGCACAAAAAUUAACAUGGCCAAAUUUUUGGAACAAAUCACAACCAGCAGAAAGAUCAACACACUGCUUUGAGUGGCUCUGCCUGUUUUCAGUCUAGCCCUGGGAGACACCCAGAUGUCUUGUUUUAUCAGGCCUCACCUUCUGGAAACUUUCUCAUGCCAGAUACUUGCAGAGCAAUCUGAGGCCAUGGGGGCAAACUCCAGUGAGCUGUACUGGCCCCACAGAAGCCCUGGGCACUUCUAUUCUGUCUUUGUACACUGAGCAAGCUAUGCAUGCUCUCCUAUGAAAGCUGAGAGAGGUGGGGCUGUUCAGCCUGGAGAAGCGAAGAGCUCCUGGGAGACCUUACGUCACCUUCCAGUAUCUGAGGGGACUUACAAGGGAGCUGGAGAGGGACUUUUUACAAGGGCAUGUAGUGACAGGAGAAGGGGGAAUGGCUUCAAAGUGACAGAGAGAAGGUUUAGAUUCCGUAUUAGGAGGAAUUUCUUUACUGCGAGGAUGGUGAGGUGCUGGAACAGGUUGCCCAGAGAAGUUGUGGAUGCCCCAUACCUGGAAGUGUUCAAGACCAGGUUGAACAGGGCUUUGAGCAGGGUUUGGUGAGCUCCAUGCUCUCUGUCUACAGCUGUGACUCAGGGCCAGUCCCUGCGGAGGAAUAGAGGCCCCAGCACCAGCACAGGCCAUGACAGCCAAGAAAGAAGCUAAAGAUUCCUCCAGGAAAUAACCUGAAGAAAUCCCACUUAAAGGUGUGAAGGCCAUAAAUCACCUUCCAAUACACAUUGGACAGUGGAGAGUCCUGGUGGAUUUGGCAUCAGCCACAGGAGAAAUCACAUCCGGAUACAGGAAAGCUGGGUGCUGCUGCAGAAAUCAGGCAUUUUCAUUUCACAUUGUCAUGGUCUAUUGAAGAACACUCACUGCAGAGUAGGACCACUCUCUGGAGCAAAGACUAAUUGGAUGGAUAAAUAACUACGGGAUUAUGUCUUCUGAUAUAAGAGAGAGACCAUUACAAAUCCAUGGACUGCAGUUUUAUCCAGGUGAUCAUAUAAACACAGCAAAUUCCCUGCUGGAACUGAGCUGGCCAACACUUAGAGAGCCCAUCUGCAGAAAACUUUGUCAGACACCUGAACAUUGCUCAGGUGCAGUUUCCAAGCCUCUGACACACUCAUUGUAUAACCAGUUCUUUUGCCCCAGUCCCUGGGAAUCAGUAAUGUGCCAUUUGGUUGGGGAGACAGUCCUGAGGGAAGAGCUGGGUGUAUGAAGCUUUCAUAAAUGGCUGAGGGGUCAAAAAGAUUUCAGGAAAAAACCUUCUCUCUUAUUCACAAGAGCAAGAGUGUUUGACAUGAGCAGAGGUUGAAGCAGUGAAGUGAAUAUUUUUUACUGCUGUUUGUGUCUUGGGAAUGGGUGUAUUUUGAAUUGAUAUACAAAUGCAUGUCUAAAACUCAUCUCCAGAGAAAGAUGCUACACAAAGUGCAGGAUUAAAGAAUGUACUGCCUUGGGCCAUGCACAAGGUGUUGCUUUGUAGUCUGUUCCAUUUUCAUCUUAAAACUCAGUUUAGCUAAAUAAAAUGCCCUUUUAACAUCUGACAGCGGCUUUAUUAUGUUUAAGGAGACAAGUUUCUUAAGAGGUUGUAAAGACAAAGUGAGCAGUAACAGAAGUGUUGAGUGGGACUCUUUCAGACGCCUUUAUUGCCUUCCCCUGAGUACAAACCAGGCUGCCUCCCUCAGCUGACACUGGUUUCAACGAGGGAUGAGCCACAACGGAGUGAUUUUGUACAAGUUCAUUACAUGGCAUCCUCCAGCCAGACGGUCCUCAGGGCACACCAUUCAGCCUGGGCACUGGAUGAAGCUGGACCAAUUUCAAAUCAUUUACAGAGACAUAUAAAAUCCAAAGGGCCUUUGAUGCUGAAGACAUUUGUAUGUAGGCUCAGGUAUGUGGCUGCUGGAGAGGAUGAGAAUCUGCCCCAAGUGCUGUGCUCCUUCAUGCUUUUAUCAAUCACAUUUUAUGUCUUCAAUUCUCCUGGGAUUGGUGCCAGAAAUAGAUUUCCGCAUCUUGUGCCAGCAAAGGCCAGGGAAGAAAAGGGUGUAAGUUUCGAGUUUAAAUGUUACAAGGUAAACAUCCAGCCUUCCCCACCCCAGCCUUCAGGUCAGCUUCACUCUCCAGAGCCAGCACCCUAUCGUGGCUGUUAAUAGCAUUCAAAAUACUGCUACUCUUCAUCCAUGUUGGGAAAGAGUGCAGUGGUUUCCCAUGUUCACUGAGAAGUGAUCUGCCUUUACAUAAAGCCUUCUUCUUUUAAGCAUUAUUAUUUUGAAACCCACAGGAAUCCAUAAAGAGGGAUGGGACAUUUUUCUAAAAUGUCACACCCGUACAUCUUCCACCUUCUAUGAUUCAGAAGCAGCAUAAAAGGCCAUAAAUCAUUCAACUGCUGUGAUUCACUGCCCUGAUUCAUACACUUGAUACAAAUACUCAGAGAUCAAAGUGGAACCUAACACCCCCCACCAAAGAUUUAAAUGAUUUUUCAGUGCUUGCCAUAAAGAUGGACUUCCAGCUAAAGCUAAAGCUUCUCCUGAUUGAUAUUGGCUGUUUUAGGUACAAGUUCUCUGCAGUAAAGAUUGAUGCAUCCUUUAAGAAUCAUAUGGCAUAGUACAUUAAGCAAUGUAUUCUGCAGGUGUGCCACCUCCCUAGCGAGGCUGAACAGGGAACACUGAUUGCUCAGGGGGCUUCUGGGCAAAUAUUUACAGGGAAUUAAAAAACAAUGGAAAUUUCUUCCCCAUGGAGGAAUCUGAGAGCCCCUAAACCUUCUUGUAUUAACUUUGCAGUGGAUGAAGGUGUUAAACUGGCAUGUGUCUACCAACAGGGGAGUGAUCCUUUUAAGUCCUUUGCUUCGUCCCCACUUGUGAAAUUUGUUGUGCCAGUGGGACGAGGCUGGCUAUAAAACCCCGGCACUGGGGACCUCCAUCCAGCUCGGGCAGCCUGCCAGCACAUCUCUGCCGAGAGCAGCCCCAGGGAGAUCCCCCCCUUCAUCUCUGCCGGGCAGGGAACUGCUUCGCUGACAGAGGAGGAUGGACCUGAGGUGUGCCGGGAUGCUCUUCAUGCUCUGCCUCGUCCUCACGGUCCAAGGCUUUACCCAGGAAGGGUUCAAGGAGGUGGUGCUGAAGCAGCUGGGGCUGUCUGAGGUCCCUAAACUUCAUAAGAGAGACUUGGUGGAUCUGGUUAUCCCAGAGCACGUCAAGAACAAGUACAUGUCCAUGCUGAAGCGCCAGAGGGUGAAGCGCCGAGCUCUGCCGAGCCUGGCUGGCAUCCUCAGGGCGAUCCCGGGACACACAGGUAUGACAGGAGAAGUCCUCUACUCCGACACAAUCACGCGCCAGAAGCUGAUGUUUGACAUGGAGGGCAGAAUACCUAAAAACAGCGAAGUCACAAUGGCUGAACUGAAACUCUUCCAAAAGCCUCUGGACAGAGCAAACCUGCCUGCCAAGCAGUCUCACAGGCCCAUCUCCAACGCCAGAGUCAGCGUGUACUGGGUGCACGAUGGUACCAACAGGACCUCCCUGAUAGAUUCCAGGCUGGUUCCUAUAUAUGAGUCGGGCUGGAAGAGCUUUGAUGUGACCCAGGCCGUGCAUUACUGGCUGCGAAACAAGAGGCGGGAGCCGAUGUUCCUGGAGGUGUGGAUCGAAGGGGAAAGGGUGGGCAGCUACGCCUCGGAAAUGGCCAAAGCCGUGCGCUUCACCUCACAGGACCCCAAGGAUAAAGCCCUAGGCAAGCCUGAGCUGGUGCUUUACACCCUCUACUUGGAUGACUAUGGGAGCCCUGGGGACUGCAGGGAGGAGGCGCUGAUGGGGAAAUCCACCUGCUGCCGGCAGAAACAUUACAUCAGCUUCCGCGAGCUGUCCUGGGCGCAGCACUGGAUCCUGGAGCCGGCGGGGUUCCAGGCGUACCGCUGCUCCGGGAGCUGCCUGCAGCCGCCCCGCGCCCUGCGCCGCCUCGGCUCCGGGCAGCGCUCCUGCGCCGCGGCCGGGAGCUCCGCGCUGCCCGUCAUCUACCUCGUCAAGAGGGGCAACAGCACCGAGAUUGAGGCGGCCGAGUUCCCCAACAUGAUCGUGGAGAGAUGCAGCUGUGUCACGGACGGCGUGGCGCUGGUGUGACAAAUGGGCGGCCUGGGGGGUCACCCACUCCCCGCAGCCCUGCCAAGAGCCACCCCGGCACCCGGCCCCCAUCCCCGCGGCCAGUGGUGAAGGCCCUGGGGGGUUCCUGCCUGCAAGGGUCAGCAGCAGCUGGGGCUGGGGCUCCCCUGCGCCCUGCUGCCCUGCAGAGAGGGUGCACUUAGAGGCACUGUCCGUGUAGAUGGGCUCAGAGGGGCGAGCAUUUCACAUAUGUGAGGGGUACCUAAGGAGCCUAGUGCUUCUCGGGGCUCCCUCCAUGACAGCUAAAUUUCACUGAAUUUAUUUCAGUCGCCACCCUGGAGUAUUGCAAACAGCUCCAGGCAAAAGAAGAGCGCCCAUCACCAGGUGAAGAACAAAUGCAUGGGCUCAGCUGUUCAUUCCUAGGCUGCUGGGUUUGGUCCUUGUCUAUCCAAGCCACGUUUAUGGUGAGCUGGAGAGCAGAAGCACUUGUAUAUGUAUAUAAUACAUGUAUAUAACACACACACACGUGUAUACAUGUACAGAGUAUAUGAAUAUAUGUGUGUAUUGUCUACAUACUGGAUGCAUACAUAUUGACUAUAUACACAUAUGUAUGUACAUAAAAUAUUGCCUAGAGCUCAAAGGAACAGAUGUAUUGAAUGCACAUAUACAUAUCUGCAUGUACAUAUAACAUUAUCUGAAAUUCAAAGGAUUAUAUUUUUGGCCCCACAGGCUUAACACAGUUUUAGGCAGGAUUUAGAGUCCUGGAAUCAACGGGAACAUUAGGACUUAGUUUUGCUUGCAUGAAUAAUAAUUUGUUUUUCUGAUUCUGUAUUACAGUUAUUUCAGUUUUGGGAUAUUUUUGAAGUUGUGUGUGCUGUCAAAAUCAAGGAAACAAUAAAAUACAAGUGUUAAAGUA
Messenger RNA from Corvus hawaiiensis (hawaiian crow), 9993 nucleotides. Its product is annotated as left-right determination factor 2-like. The record is from RefSeq and is a predicted model, not a curated record. Gene Ontology annotation, cellular component: extracellular region. Lineage: Eukaryota; Metazoa; Chordata; Aves; Passeriformes; Corvidae. Gene Ontology annotation, biological process: SMAD protein signal transduction; BMP signaling pathway. The transcript is spliced from 5 exons. Bases 8016 to 9098 code for a protein of 360 amino acids. Gene Ontology annotation, molecular function: cytokine activity; transforming growth factor beta receptor binding; growth factor activity.